AACCUUAACUCUCCCAACAAAGGUCUGCUGGCCGAUGCCAUGACGGAUGUGCCCGUGGACAGCGCGGCCGCGGCUCGCACCGCCGUGCCCGAGGGGCUGACCCUGGCCGAGGAAGAGGAGCUGAGGUCAGAGCUUGCCAAGGUUGAAGAAGAAAUUGGUACUCUCAGGCAAGUUCUGGCUGCUAAGGAGAGGCACUGUGGGGAGCUGAAGAGGAAGCUGGGCCUGACUCCCUUGGAUGGGCUAAAGCAAAACCUGUCCAAAAGUUGGCACGAUGUGCAAGUCUCCAACGCUUAUGUGAAAACAUCUGAGAAACUUGGAGAGUGGAAUGACAAAGUGACACAGUCUGACUUUUAUAAGAAGACCCAGGAAACCCUUUCCCAGGCAGGACAGAAGACUUCAGCAGCCCUAUGUAGGUUCUGCAGGAAGCUUGGUGACAUGAGGGCUCACUCCAUCUCGCAUUCCCUUAGCAGUUACUCCAUUCGCCACUCCAUAAGUAUGCCAGCCAUGAGGAAUUCUGCAACCUUCAAGUCCUUUGAAGAUAGAGUUGGGACCAUAAAGUCCAGAGUCGUGGGCAGCAGAGAAAACAGCACUGACAGCCUGCACUCCCCCUCGGGAGCUGGGGACAAGCCUCCACAAGACAACGCUCCUUUCUAGACCUGGAUGUGGCUUUGCACGGCUGUGCACAACUGGAAGAGCAAGCCCCUCCCUCCAAACCUUCACCACAGCAACAACAUGCAAAUCCAAGCAGGGGCUGAGAGCCAGUCUGGAGAGAUCCAUCCUUCAUUCAUAGACACUGCUGCUGGAUCCAAGUCAAAUAAAGAGAAUGCAAAGUUUUGUACACAAAUAAUAUUUUACACUAAAGUUUGUAGAUUAAAUGUAUCACUGCUGUCCUUUUGGGAGAGCGUGUAAGCUGGAGUUUCCUUAAAGUAGCUCAGAAAUGCCACUGCUGUAGAUGAAAACAGUUUUCCCUUGUCUGACAUAGCUUGGAGCAGAUACAUCUCCCUGAGCAGCGCAAGGAGGGCAGUUGCUGGAGAAGCCAAGUGCAUGGGCACCUUUGCUUCAGCUUCUGGCUCUGUUCUCUGUGUGGGGCAUGCCAUGCAGCUCCUCUAGGAGCUCCCAGGCUUCUCCUGUUACUGUUUUCUCUGGCUCUCAUUGGAGCAGUCUGGUAAAUAUGGUAAACAGUUGGGUUUUUUUCUGGGCUCCUAAAAGGGAAACUUCACUUAGCAGCUGCCUCGUUGUUACACUAAUGCUCUAGCUUUAACAAAACUAAGAAUCUUUAUUUUUAAUGCAAUGAACUUUAAAGAAAUAAAGCUUAUAAACAAACAAACAAAAAAAAAAAGCUUUGGCAUCAUAUUAGGGCAAUGCUCCCUUGGACUCUGAAGCUGAAUUGCAAGCCUUACAUCACUUACGCUUUACUUGUUUCUGAUUUGUUUUCUAUAGAGAAGACUGCAAGGGUUUUAAAGCUGGAUGUUGAGCACUGGAGUUUUGCAUCAUGCAGUCAUAGCAGCAUGCUUCUAAGCCAGUUCUUGUGUUAAAUUCAGUGGUGCACUCUGUUUCCCGAGUGUAUGAAACUUGCUUC
Acanthisitta chloris (rifleman) is the source of this 1579-nucleotide messenger RNA. RefSeq names its product tumor protein D52-like 2 (gene TPD52L2). The record is from RefSeq and is a predicted model, not a curated record. The coding region runs from base 40 to 654 and encodes 204 amino acids. Gene Ontology annotation, cellular component: cytoplasm. Lineage: Eukaryota; Metazoa; Chordata; Aves; Passeriformes; Acanthisittidae. The transcript is spliced from 8 exons.